GGACAAUAACCAUGUUCAGGCUGUCGAUUUCGUUGCAGAGAACAGCUCGUGCCAGAUGCAGAUUUAUAUCCACGGUCACGUCUAAAGAGGCUUUCCUGGAACCCUUCGUUUCGGACCCAGCCAUCGCUUGCCUUUCCCUCAACAGACCACAAGCCAAGAAUGCCAUCUCGUUGAGACUUUUGCAGGAGUUCCAGGAUUGUUUGGAAAUGGUAAAAUACGACAAGCGCGUCCGCGCACUCAUAGUUCGCUCGACGACCGUCGGUUCUUUCUGUGCAGGUGCUGACUUGGCAGAACGUCGCACUAUGACCCAAGUUCAGAUUGCCAAGUUUCUUGCUGAUUUGCGUUCAGCGCUCGGACAGCUCGAGUCGCUCCCUAUGCCCACCAUAGCCGCAAUAGAUGGACCCGCCUUGGGUGGAGGUCUUGAGCUUAGCUUUGCCUGUGAUUUACGCGUGGCAGGGCAUAGUGUUACGAAAAUCGGUUUGCCAGAGACGCGUCUAGGAAUCAUUCCUGGUGCAGGUGGCACGCAGCGUGCAGUACGCUUAUUGGGUUUGUCCAAAGCGAAGGAUCUCAUAUUUACUGCACGCCUGUUGACUGCUUCAGAGGCUUUGAAGUGGGGCGUCGUUGACUAUGUAUCGUCAGAAGGAUCAUCUGCGUUUGACCGUGCCGUGAUCCUUGCCAAAGAUAUUGCGAAGAGUGCUCCGCUGGCCCUACGUGCAGCCAAGCAGGCUAUCUCUCGCGCGUCAGACCUAUCUCUGGAAUCAGGCAAGUUAUGUCUCGACUUUGAACGUGCGUCGUACGAGGUACUGCUGAGUACGAAAGAUCGUCUUGAAGCCCUGGAAGCAUUCAAGGAGAAGAGACCACCUGUUUUCAAAGGAGAAUAAACAUGGACGUCUUUACAAGAGCAAGUGUACGAUUAUAUAUAUAUAUAUAUA
Serpula lacrymans var. lacrymans S7.9 is the source of this 932-nucleotide messenger RNA. RefSeq lists its product as uncharacterized. Gene Ontology annotation, cellular component: mitochondrion. The record is from RefSeq and is a predicted model, not a curated record. Bases 12 to 881 code for a protein of 289 amino acids. Gene Ontology annotation, biological process: fatty acid beta-oxidation. The transcript is spliced from 7 exons. Gene Ontology annotation, molecular function: enoyl-CoA hydratase activity. NCBI's taxonomy places the organism in Eukaryota, Fungi, Basidiomycota, Agaricomycetes, Boletales, Serpulaceae.